UUUAGAGUUUUUAGGCCCUGUUUGGUGGUAGCGGUUAGUGUUUUGACCACUACUAGAAAAAAUAUGGGAGUUUUUGGUAAGGCAGCGGUUAGCGAUAGUGGUAGUGUUUAGAUAGCUUUUCUCAAACGUUAAAAAUAGUAGUGUUUAUAAGUAGCGGGUAGCGUUUGUCAAUUUUUUUAUUACUUUUUAAACAAUAUAUAUAUAUGAAUUUUGAUAUAUUUUUGUAUUGUAACCGCUACUUUUUCCAAACACUCAUACUAUUAACCGUUACUUUGACAGUUAACCUCUACCCACUACUAAUUGACAGAUACACGCUGGACCGUAAUCAAUUAUUAUUGCAACAAUAUCAAAUCAUCAAUACUCAUCCACUAAAAAAAAAAAAAAAAAAAAAAAGUCGUAUACGGCUUGAAAUGGACUCUAUAUUUCAAACCAUUAAUAAUUUAAUUGCAGUCUUUGCUGAGUCAACCCUUUAUUAUAAGUUCAUCCUUAUUUUGUUUUUCAAAGAUUUAACUUCAAUUACUGCCUUUAUUAAGAAUUUCUGCAAACAGUAAACUAAGUAGUGAUCUUGCAAGUUGCAAAACGACGAGUUUGAUGCCAAAUCUUCCUCAAUUUCUGCAGUGAAGCGUCAUUCUACCUCUUGUGAGCUGCUCAACAGUGGGUGGGUGGCUCUGUGGCGGAGCCGCAGAGGAAAGUAUACACAUGUGGAUGGAUAUGUUGGCUGGAGCUUGCCACUCGUGCCGUCUUUAGCUCAAGGCAUACAGAUAGUGAUCUUUAUCAAGGAUAAGCUUUUCAUAAUGUUGAGCAGUUUGGAGCUUACUGAAAUUGUGAUUGACAAUAGAGACACAGUCAGAAGGGAACCAGUGUCGUCACCAGAGAUAGAAUAUAGAGCGUCAUCUGGUUCAUCCAGAGGAUCUUUGUGCUUUGGGUUGCUCUAUCAUCAACCAGCGAAAAUUCUGGAUCCCAAGGAUAAUUUUGUGCAUAGAUGGAAUAAGAUAAUUCUAAUCUCAUGUGUUUUGGCUUUGGGCUGUGAUCCACUAUUCUUCUACGUCCCAGUUAUAGAUGGAAAGAAAAAGUGCAUCAAGUUGGAUGAUAGUCUUAAAAUCAUUUCAAGUAUUUUUCGCACAUGUAUGGAUUUGUGCUAUCUACUUCAUAUCAUCUUGCAGUUCUAUAUUGGAUUUGUCUCUCCAUCUUGUCGAGCAUUUGGGGGAACUACAUUAAUCAAGGACCAUGCUGCUAUAGCUAAAAGAUAUCUCUCGUCAUACUUUAUAAUAGAUUUAUUAGCCAUACUACCCCUUCCACAGCUGGCAGUUUAUGAUAUCAUUCCAAAUCUGGCUGAUGGUUCUUUGACACCGGAGGGCUUGUUAAAAUUGGUGAUUUUCACCCAAUAUGUUCCAAGGGCUAUUCGGAUUUUUCCUUUGUACAAGUAUUUUCAAAGGACAUCCGGCAUGAUUACUGAUACCGUAUGGGCUGGAGCUGCAUUCUAUUUAUUUCUCUACAUGCUAGCAAGCCAUGUGGUUGGAGCAUCUUGGUAUCUGUUUGCUAUUGAUCGGCAGGGAAGAUGCUGGCGCAAGUCUUGUAUGGGACAUGGAUGCGAUCAUAUGUUUUCAUUUUGCAAAGAUGAAAGCGGAGUCAACUACGCAUUCAACAGUUCGUACUGCUCCCUUGAGGAUCCUAACCAAAUCAUAGGUUCUACUUUCUUUAACUAUGGCUUAUUCUAUGAUGCUCUUCGGUCAGAAGUGGUACAGUCUACUCAUACAUUACCGAAACUCUCUUACUGCUUCUGGUGGGGCCUUCGGAGUCUUAGCUCUUGUGGUCAAAAUCUCAACACAAGUAGUACUUAUUUUGGGGAGAACUUAUUUGCUACGUUAAUUUGUGUUGCUGGACUAAGUCUGUUUGCAUUACUGAUUGGGAACAUGCAGAAAUAUCUUCAAAUGAUGCUUUCAAUUGGUGGCUUGGAAGAGGACAGAAGACAGAAAAAGCAAGCUGUAGAGCAAUGGAUGUCUCGUCGUUUGUUGCCUGUGAAUUUAAAAGAGAGAAUUAGAAGGCAUCACGAGUACGUUUGGCAAGAAACUAGAGGUGUUAGUGAAGAAAGUGUAAUUGAUUCCCUUCCUAGGGACCUUAGAAUGGACAUAAAGCGGCAUCUUGGCUUGGAUCUUGUUAUGGGAGUUCCAAUGUUUGCAAAGUUGGACGAGAAACUAAAAGAUGCAAUGUUUGAUCAUCUGAAACCAGUGCUUUAUACUAAAAACAGCUACAUUGUACGUGAGGGUGACCCAGUUAACGAGAUGCUCUUUAUUAUGAGAGGAAGCCUACUGUCUAUGAGCACAAAUGGGGGAAUAACUGGUUUCUUUGAUUCUGUUUCCCUCAAAGCCGGUGAUUUCUGUGGAGAAGAGUUGCUCACAUGGGCCUUAGAUCCACAUUCCUUUUCCAGUCUUCCCAUUUCAACAAGGACAGUACUAAGUGAGACAGAAGUUGAAGCCUUUGCAUUGAUGCCUGAUGAUCUGAAGUUUGUGGCUUCGCAAUUUCGUAGGCUUCACAGCAAGCAGGUCCAACACACCUUUAGGUUUUAUUCACCACUGUGGAGGACAUGGGCAGCCUGUUUCAUACAGGCAGCGUGGAGGCGAUACUACAGAAGGAAGCUUGAGAGAUCUUUACCAGAGGCCGAAGAAUACGCUCUUGCCAAGGAGGGUGGAAGCUCACUAAGCUUCAGUGUUGCAAUGUAUGCAUCAAGGUUUGCUUCCAAUGCACUUCGUAACCUGCGACGUAGCACUGCCGGAUAUAACAAAAUUCCUUCGAGCUCACCCCUCCUCUACUUGCCAAAGCCAAAGCCAGAUGAACCUGAUUUUGCAUCGAUUUGACGAUGGUUAGCCACUUAGCCUUUCCGAAUCCUUCCAUUCAAGUCAUUGUUGCUUCUUAUUCGUAACCUUGUUUUUCAUGUAUAAUUUGUAAAAUGGUAUAGUUAAAAAAUGUCCAGUUUGCUGCAUAAGUGAUGUUCCAAAUUCUUCAUCAAUUUUCUUUCUGUUUUCGUGCGAAGUGUCACUAGUUAAGAGAUCAUGCCUCAUGCCAAAUGACAAGGGAUCAAGCCAUCAUGUAUUUCAGAAUUUCUGUAAUUAAUUACUACUAGUUAAGAUUCUACAGUCUUUAACUUUGGCCUGUUC
Chenopodium quinoa (quinoa) is the source of this 3155-nucleotide messenger RNA. RefSeq names its product cyclic nucleotide-gated ion channel 1-like. The record is from RefSeq and is a predicted model, not a curated record. Gene Ontology annotation, molecular function: monoatomic ion channel activity. Gene Ontology annotation, cellular component: membrane. Gene Ontology annotation, biological process: transmembrane transport; monoatomic ion transport. The transcript is spliced from 10 exons. Lineage: Eukaryota; Viridiplantae; Streptophyta; Magnoliopsida; Caryophyllales; Amaranthaceae. Bases 795 to 2855 code for a protein of 686 amino acids.